UAGAAAAUUUAACUAGAUAUGAAACAUGGUUGCCGUAACAGUUUCUUUUGCGCACAGAACUCUCUAGUGUGAAACAGGUGAAACAAAAACAUCAAACCAGGAAGUGGUCGCUUUAAAAGGAGGGUGUUCUUGGAACAGGUAGCUGUAUUUCAAAAUUUCAAAGAAAAUGUCAAAUACUCCCGAGCCAAUCGUCGUUCCACCACCCACAUUGAAAUUUAGUUUGAACGAGUGGCAUCUUGUUAAUCGCUACAGAUAUCGAUGUUCCGAAGCGCAACAAGAAUUAGCGGAGCGGCUCCUAAAUGAAUCGCAACGUGUUUGUGAAUGCAGCACCGAAAAAGCACGAAAUAACAAAGAAGAAACAGACUAUAGAAUUAAGGAAAAACUAGAGGAUAUUGAAUUUCGUAAGAAAGAAUUAUUACGUAUAAGGAAAGAAGUUCUUCUUGAAAGCGAUGCCCUUUUAAUAUACAAGGAACGUAUCAUGGACGCGUUAUCCUCCGUGAAGAAGAACGCGCUUGUCGUUUGUGAAAAAUGUCUCAUUUUCAGGGAGCAUAGAUUAGGAAUUGAUCUAGUCCGCGACGACGUUGAGAAAGAAUUGGUAAAAGAAUGCGAGGUAAUUAAAGGCGCUGAAAGUUUAUUAGUGCGAAUAUUGGAACAAACUCAGGAACAAAUACGACGAUUAAAAGCGACUUAUUAUAUGGAUCACGAGCUUGAAGAUAAAGAAAAUAAUUUACGUAUCGACAGACAUAAUUUAACAUUGAAAGAGACUAGCUUAAAUUUAAGCAUUUACCAUGGCAGCUCGCGGCUCGAUCCAUCGACUAUCGAGCUAAAUGAAUGGGAGAUGCAGACGAAUAAUAAUAUCAUUGCUGCCUCAAAAGAAAUAAACAGCGCCAGACCAAUGCGCUGUUAUAUCGACACAAUCAUUAAACAAAUCAUCGAGGAUUUAAAUGAGCAGAAAAAUGUUACUGAUAAUGCUUUCAGACGACGCAUCGAGGAAACGAAAGAAGAAACAAAAUUGGAAUUACAACAUUCUGAGAUAAUGCGGCAAGCAAACGAGAUGACUCAAAAUAUCACACGCAUAGAAAAAUCAAUUUCGGAAAAGGAAAAGUAUUUAGCUUUAGCACACACGAGACUUGGCAAUCGUUGUCAACGACCUGGUCUGGAACUCACCCGAGAUCUAGUUGAAACUAAUCUCGUUAAAGAAGUAUAUGAUUUACGAGAAAUUGUAUCAGAAUUGCAAGCAACGUUAUUCGAGGCUCAUGCGUCGUUGCGUUAUUUACUAAAAACACAAAUUCAAAUAGAAGAAGAUAUCAAUGUUAAAACGAACACGAUGAAAAUUGAUGAAGUUGACUGUAUGACUCUCCGUCAAAGUAUGAAUUACCAUGCAUACUAAAUUGAAUAAUAUGAUUUACAUUUUGUAUGUAAUAAUAUAAUCAUGUGUGUUCUCUAUAUACAAUACGCAGCUUUUUAUUGCUGCUGUCUUAUUAUUAGUGCACAGGUGAAGGCUUUAUUAUGAAGCCUUUGGUGGUAUUAUACGUUAAUUGUAAAUUAAUUGCAAAAUUAAAUUGCAAUUGAAAGGGCACCAUAUUGACUC
This is a messenger RNA of Osmia bicornis bicornis, 1591 nucleotides long. RefSeq names its product tektin-1 (gene Tektin-C). Gene Ontology annotation, biological process: cilium assembly; cilium movement involved in cell motility. Gene Ontology annotation, cellular component: microtubule cytoskeleton; nucleus. NCBI's taxonomy places the organism in Eukaryota, Metazoa, Arthropoda, Insecta, Hymenoptera, Megachilidae. The record is from RefSeq and is a predicted model, not a curated record.